AUCUGAGACUGUGCACGCAUGCUUGAUUUGGAGAGUCCGUGGGGAUGUCCUUAAAAUGCUAUUUUCUCAUCGGAUAUCAGAUGGCGAACGGACAGCUGUCAAGGGCCGAGGCAUUGGCCUGCUCAGGCUGCAGACACGCGUGUCACGUGAUGCUCUACUCUGACACCAAAAGUCAGCUUUUUGGGAGAAUUCCCAUCAGGCAUAUCAUACUGAUGCAGAUGCGCUUUGACGGUAUGCUGGGUUUCCCUGGCGGGUUUGUAAACCAAUCACAGGAGAGCCUGGAGGCCGGGCUCUGCAGGGAAUUAGAGGAGGAGGUGGGUGUAGCUCUUUCCAUAUCAGAAGACGAUCAUAUGGACGCUCAGCAUGCUCCUGGUACCUCCCCCUCGUCACCCCGUCUCAUCACUCACUUCUAUGUAAAAAAGCUAGAGGAGGAGCAGAUAAGGGAGGUGGAGAAAGCCUCUGUAUCCACGGCAACAGAUCACGGCCAGGAGGUUCUGGGCAUGGUCCGAGUUCCGCUCUACACCACAAAGGGUGGGGGAGGCCUCUCAUCAUUCCUGUCACACACAUUCAUUGGGAAUGCUCGCUCCCAGCUGGUGAACUCUUUGCUGCGUCUCCACCUCGUUGCCCCCGAGGACCUGCGCAAAGCCCUCAAGCACUCGCUGAAGAUGCACGCACGCAGCGCAGUGGAUGUGCAGGCAGUGCUCGAACUGACGGAGGCCGAGAGAGAGCAGUCUUGAUUCACGGUUACUCAAGACAGGGGCGUCGAAAUGGAGGGAAAAGUGGGAAUGUUUUACCAGCGCCCCAAGCACCUGGGAGGCCCUGGGCUUUUGUAAAGUUUUGAAGAUAGUUUUCUUGUAUUUAAAUAUGUCAAAAAUCAAUGUAAUA
Molecule: messenger RNA, 885 nt
Organism: Dunckerocampus dactyliophorus (ringed pipefish)
Lineage: Eukaryota; Metazoa; Chordata; Actinopteri; Syngnathiformes; Syngnathidae
Product: U8 snoRNA-decapping enzyme-like
Exons: 5
Coding region: 45-737 (230 amino acids)
Biological process (GO): mRNA catabolic process; sno(s)RNA catabolic process
Cellular component (GO): nucleus
Molecular function (GO): snoRNA binding; phosphodiesterase decapping endonuclease activity
Source: RefSeq, a predicted model, not a curated record